AUGUGCUGGAACGCGUUUUGUCCCGCCGCUCCUGCACCGUCUGUCUGUGAUAAUGAGGCUGAGCGAGAGGAAGUUGGCCAACGCUCUCCUGAUGAACACACAGUGGACACACAGGAACAUUUCUCCAUCACAACUCCUGACCUCUUACAAAAACAUCCAGAACGCCCACAACCCCGAGUCUGUGGGCAUCUGUCCGGUUUGGUGGCGUGCGGGUCGCUGGAUGGAUGGAGACCGGGGCUGAAUUUGCCAGAAGAGGAGAGAAGAGGAGAGGAGCGCGCGGGGCGCACUGAAAAAGUCUAUAAAACCACUCAUCCUUACCGUGAGAAGCCUUGCAUCUCCACAAACCCGACUUCUUGGAAAAACCCCCGUCUUCUCCUCUCCUCCUCCACCCCCGUCUCAUCGCAGGUCCCAGAGACCCCGGGCCCUGGUCACAUCUGCCCCCCCCCCUUCUCACAGCGGCGCCAUCUGUCCGGUCCUGCUCCAGCCGGCCCCGGUGAGACACUCGGAUCGCGGCUGGCCUCGGAGCUCCGGCGCUGGGCUCAUGCUCCGCUGACUCCCCCCCUCCGUCCUCCUCCUCCGCUCGGGUCCAGCACGCACACCACGGUCCGCAGAGAGAAACAGAGAUGGGGCAAGUCUUCAGGUCGGGUGGACGAGGCUAACGACGUGUUUAGGAGGAAGCGGUGCUGAAAGAAACGGCGAGGUGCAAUCACGUAAACAGCUCUAUCAUAUAUUACCGUAUUUUUCAGACUAUAUGCCGCAUUUUUUUCACGGUUUGGGUGUUUCCUGUGACUUAUUCUCCAGUGUGACUUCUAUAUUAAAAUGUUUUUCGUGAAGUGUGGAGAGGUUCUUGUGUGUCAGUAUCUGCUGCUCCUGUUCCUCCUGUACCACUGUCACUUGGCUCUACUGCGCAUGUCUCCUGCAGAAAGAGCCUCUGUCCUGUCUGUGUCAUGUCAGUCGAUCGCAUCGUAACUUCUACAAUUUAACAUUUAAACAAACUUAUAAAGACAAAGACUGAGAAAACUGAACACAAAUGCCCCCUAUAAGAAAAUCAGAUUCUGCAGAUUACAAACUGCAAGUCGUGAAAUCUGCAGCUGAAAACGAUAAUCGAGCAGCAGAGAGAAAGUUUGCAGUGAGAGAGAAACUUGUGACACGGGGAGGAUGCACCAUGAAACUUUCCUGAAGUCACUGGACGGAUGGACAAAGUCUGGACUUCAGUGACACCGAAACCAUCCUGUCGAGAUUCAGAAAGACCAGAAUAAUUCUAACUGGAACUGAUGCUGAGUCUGACGACAGCAACACAGAAGAGGAAGCGUCGCUCUGUUUACCUCCGGAGGUCGAGGCCGAGUUGCUCAGAAGUGACACCGAGGAUGAAGAUAAACUGUACUUAAAAAAUCAUAGUAUAUUUAUAUAUGAAUAUUUAUAAAGUAUAUAAGUGAUGUAGAAAUGUAUUUAGUUAAUUUAGUCACAGCUCAGUGGUCAUACCAGUCACUAAGAUUAAGACACCAACUAAGACUUAAACAUGCUUAGAAGUGUUAUUUCUUUUUGUAGUCUGCACUGAAAUGGAGCAAAGGAUCAUGGUCCAUGUAGUUCCCUCUGUAUUUUUUUAGCUCUUGCUGCACCGUAACUCUUCAUUUAAGCAAAGAGACUUGCAAUUUGUGCUCUGUUUACCUCCGGAGGUCGAGGAGUUGUUCAGAAGUGACACCGAGGAUGAAGAACUGAAUGGAUUUAGUGAUUUGGAGUGAGAUGGAGAGUUUGUUACCUCCGCCAACGAGGUUAAGUUUU
Molecule: messenger RNA, 1782 nt
Organism: Boleophthalmus pectinirostris (great blue-spotted mudskipper)
Lineage: Eukaryota; Metazoa; Chordata; Actinopteri; Gobiiformes; Gobiidae
Exons: 5
Coding region: 1-687 (228 amino acids)
Source: RefSeq, a predicted model, not a curated record